Messenger RNA from Aethalodelphis obliquidens (Pacific white-sided dolphin), 2755 nucleotides. It is a transcript of the gene HAAO, whose product is annotated as 3-hydroxyanthranilate 3,4-dioxygenase. Gene Ontology annotation, molecular function: iron ion binding; 3-hydroxyanthranilate 3,4-dioxygenase activity. Gene Ontology annotation, cellular component: cytoplasm. The record is from RefSeq and is a predicted model, not a curated record. Gene Ontology annotation, biological process: quinolinate metabolic process; 'de novo' NAD+ biosynthetic process from L-tryptophan. Bases 1223 to 2083 code for a protein of 286 amino acids. Lineage: Eukaryota; Metazoa; Chordata; Mammalia; Artiodactyla; Delphinidae. The transcript is spliced from 10 exons.
UCUGACUGGGUUUUGAUUUGCACAAGGAGCCCCUGUGUCUGAGGGUGCUGAGAAAACCCGCCCACCCCAGGCAGCAGGGAGUGGCCAAGAUGGGAUGGGGGACAGGAGUCGGAGGGGUUUCGAGUUUCUUAAGCUCUACAGUCUGGAUGCUGGUGUCUGAGCUAUGUUCCUUCUCCCCCACCCUCACCUCCCUCCUCCAACACACAGGCGCAAUCUUCCUAAGAAUUCUGAGUCGGGAAGAAAGCAGGUGUCCAAUCGUCCUUCCCCCUCCUCCGCACCCACACAGGCAAGCAUCGGGUCUCCCUGCGCCCCGAGGGUCCCGGGUUAGCGCCUCUCACCCCAGGCUGGAAUCGUUAGCCCAUUAGGUUUGUCCGCCCUCCGCACCCCGGAUCGCAGAUUCCUGAGGUCCGAGUGCCCGGUUCUUCAUCUGUAAAACUCCUCAUAAAUUGUGGUGUGACUUGAAUAUGCCCCCAAGACACGAAAGGAGCUGAGAACAGUGCCAGGCACCUUGUCGGUGCUCUGUCCGCCACCUGCGAACGUAGGUGAAUGGACGGCGCCCCCCAGCCCGGCGCAGCGAGUACCUGUCUUGCGUCCGGGGCUCCCAGCAUUGCGCCCCCCGCUGCUCCUCCUGUCCUCUCCCGACCCAGCCACAGGUAGAGCCGAGCAAGCAGCCCCCAAGAAAUCUGCGGACCCUGGCCCGACCUCUGUCCUCGUGAAAGGAUAGGGGACUAACAUCAAUCGGGGCCUAUGGUGGCCGCUAUGCAACCCCGAGAUGGCUGUGUAGACAUUCCCAGUUUUCAGAUGAGGAAACUGAGGCCCCAACCCAGUGCCAGCACCGCUGUAUUCAGGCGCUCUGGUUUACAAACCCGCCUUCUCCCCCUCAUAGGAUUUCUUUGGGUUUCUCUGGGGCCCAGGCGGAAAGUCUGGGGACAAGGGACCAGGAAGUUUCUCGAUCCUGUGACUUACGCCCGGAUCGGGCGCCCUACUCCGGCGCGGGUGGGCGGGGCGCCCAGACUGUGCUGAGAGGCUGGACCAGGCGGCGCGGAGCGCGCGGGGGCUCCAGACCAAAGUCCGAGAGGGGCCACAGCGCGUCACGGGUGGUUGCCCCGCCCUUUGACCCUCGGGAUGCUGAUUAACCAGGCGGCCAAUAGGCGGUCGGGCAGAGGCGCGCCCCUCCGACGGCGCGGAACACACGGCUCUGGAGCGCGGCUCCUGGGGGACCAUGGAGAGCCCCGUGAGAGUGAAGGCUUGGGUGCAGGAGAACCGCGCCUCCUUCCUGCCCCCGGUCUGCAACCAGCUCCUGCACCAGAAGCAGCUCAAAAUCAUGUUCGUCGGGGGUCCCAACACCAGGAAGGACUACCACAUCGAGGAGGGUGAGGAGGUGUUUUACCAGCUGGAAGGCGACAUGCUUCUCCAAGUCCUGGAGCAAGGGAGACACCGGGAUGUGGUCAUUCGGCAGGGAGAGAUCUUCCUCCUGCCCGCUGGGGUCCCCCACUCUCCACAGAGGUUUGCCAACACAGUGGGGCUGGUGAUUGAGCGGAGGCGGCUGAAAACGGAGCUAGAUGCACUCAGGUACUACGUAGGCGACACCACUGACGUCCUGUUUGAGAAGUGGUUCUACUGCGAGGAUCUCGGCACACAGUUGGCCCCCAUCAUCCAGGAGUUCCUUAGCUCUGAGCAGCACAGAACAGGAAAACCCAACCCCGACCAGCUGCUCAAGGAACCGCCAUUCCCCCUGAGCACACGGUCCGUCAUGGAGCCCAUGUCGCUGGAGGCCUGGCUGGCUGGCCACCGCAAGGAGCUGCACGCUGGCAUACCCCUCAGCUUGUUUGGAGACACCUAUGAGACCCAGGUGAUGGUCUGUGGACAAGGCAGCAGCGAAGGCCCGAGACAGGACGUGGACGUGUGGCUGUGGCAGUUGGAGGGCUCCUCGGUGGUGACGAUGGAAGGACAGCGCCUGAGCCUGACCCCCGAUGACAGCCUCCUGGUGCCAGCUGGGACCACGUACAGCUGGGAACGAGGGCAAGGCUCCACGGCCCUGUCUGUGACUCAGGACCCUGCCCGCAAGAAGCCCCUGGGGUGACCUAUCCUCAUGCUGCGGGCCCAGAGCUGCCACAGGGUGCCCCCGAGCGCCACCCCUGCCGAGUAACCCUCCCAGCCCCACCACUUCUACGUGCACUGCUGCCGAGUGACUCAGCGUCUCCUGGGCCGGGUCCUGGACAUCACUGCCAUCCAUCCUCCUCCUGUCCUCUCCAGGAUUGCCAGGUUCCUGGGGGCCUAGCUCUCCUUCACCCCUAACAGCCUUCAGCCCACUGCCCUGCAGGGUUCUGCCGGGCGGACUGCUCCCUGAGGCCAGGGUCCUCUCCAUCCCUCUGUCCACAGGCUCAGCACAGCACCUGCCUGCUGCCCAAAAGGUCCUUAGUAAAGGCUUCCUGACAGACGGGCACCUCCGGGUCUGCACACACACAGCCUGUGAUCUUUGCCAGACACCUGGUGCUCCCAUGACUGUGUGCGUGUGCAGGGGGGAGGGAGAUCUGGAGCGCUGGGUGACCGUGGACCUCGUGGAGGGUCUGUGAUCGGGUCCCCCUGCUUGUAGAGAAGCCCUCAUGCUCUGUGUGUGGCGCCUCCAUGCGAGCUCCUAUGCCUGUCCUGCGGCACAGCUGAUGUCCCUCUGCCUCUUUCUCUUUCUCACUUACUCUUUUUACAUAACUUUAAAAUAUAGCAUCUGUUGAGGUUUCUCUCCCCAGUAACUGAA